Messenger RNA from Acaulospora morrowiae, 591 nucleotides. The record is from the annotation of a GenBank genome assembly. Lineage: Eukaryota; Fungi; Glomeromycota; Glomeromycetes; Diversisporales; Acaulosporaceae.
AUGCGUAAAUCAUUUGUAAACAUGAAUCUCGGGGAGGGAGCGAUGCCGUCUCGUCCAGAAAUCUCACCGCCAAUCCAAAUUCGCCGCGAAUACAAUUGGGUUGACGACUUGAAAGUUAAAGGUGAAAGAAUGUUAAUCCAUGCAGAAAAAAUGUACGCGAAUUACCACGCCUUCACCAUGGAACAUCCGUUUCUCGGUCUUUUUCUGGCCAUAUUCAUCGUGUUUUCCGCAAUUCCGUUGUUCUGCUUCUCGAUAUUUUCCAUCUUUACCACCAUCAUAACAAUGGGUAGUGCUCUGUGCACCGGUGCGCUCAUGUGGGGAUUCAUGAUUGGCGGUGCCGGCCUACUCUUGUUGGCGGCUUUAUUCUUCGCAUUCUUCCUAACGUGUUUCUCAUUUUUCUGGAUAUCCGUUGCAUUGUUCGUUACCAACCUUUUAUCAAGGAAGCUCAACGAACAUCAACAUUUACCCAAUACCAAGGGCAUUGAUCUGUCCAAGUAUGGGUUGUCGAUUUUCGGUAAUCCGACCAACGGCGGUGAUGAUGGAGGUAAUACCGCUAGUGGUGAAGCGACGAGAAAUUCCAAAGUAGAAUGA